Sebastes umbrosus (honeycomb rockfish) is the source of this 3537-nucleotide messenger RNA. Its product is annotated as para-nitrobenzyl esterase. The transcript has 10 exons. NCBI's taxonomy places the organism in Eukaryota, Metazoa, Chordata, Actinopteri, Perciformes, Sebastidae. The record is from RefSeq and is a predicted model, not a curated record. The coding region runs from base 160 to 1947 and encodes 595 amino acids.
ACCAACGCUGUGUGUGACGUCAGGACGUAUCCGACGUCAGUCCCCGCCCCCGGGAGGAACAGUUAGUUUAGACUUUAGAGAGAUAAAUGCGUCAACUUUACUUUCAGUAGUUUACUGAUGUUUCUCCUUCUGCUGAGUGUUGACAGGACAUGAGUGAAGAUGAGUGAGGAUGCGUUCGAGGUCCCGGCGAGGACCGAGUACCGCUACCUGGUGCAGGAGGAGGACGAGGACGAGGUGCAGUACGUCCGUCACAGGCACUACAUCAGCCCCCUGCUGGUGCUCUCCAGACGCUGCAUCGUCCUCAUCUGCCUCGGCGUCUUCGCUCUGCUCUCCCUCGCCACCUUCUUGGGAUACGUCGCCCAGACGCUGCCGCCGGGCCUCGCCCAGGUGACGACGGACUGCGGAGAGUUCAGAGGAAGACACAAAAAUGGAGCCUACUCCUUUAAGGGCAUGCCCUACGCCGCUCCUCCUGUCGGUAACCUGCGUUGGGCGCCUCCGGCCGAACCGGCGUGCAGGGGCGUGACGGCCGACGCGGGGCGCUUCCGCAGCAUGUGCCCUCAGGUGCGCCCGAUGUCGAGCACGGGGAGGGUGAUGGGCCAGGAGGAUUGCCUCUUCAUCAACGUGUGGACGCCCACGCUGCGGCCGGACGCCAAGCUGCCCGUCAUGGUCUGGAUCCACGGAGGAUACCUGCACAUGCUCAGCGGAGGAGAGCCGGGCUACUCGCCCACGGAGCAGCUCGCCGCCGACACGGGAGUGGUCUACGUGAGCUUCAACUACAGACUCAACGCCUUCGGCUUCCUGGCGCUGGAGAUGCUGAGAGAAGGUUCUCCAAAGAACACCUCAGGGAACUACGGCUUCAUGGACCAGAUCGCAGCUCUGAAGUGGGUCCAGAGGAACAUCCACGUGUUCGGAGGAGAUCCUGGGAAAGUCACUAUAUUUGGACAGAGCUCAGGUGGGACCUCAGUGUGGACCAUGAUGACGUCUCCGCUGGCGAAGGGUCUCUUCCGCGCGGCGGUGGACAUGAGCGGCUCGUACGUCUACAACGCCACGCUGGAGCGGGCCGAGUCCGACAACCUGGUGUUCCUGAAGAAGACGGGCUGCAGAGACCGGAGCUGCCUCAGACGUCUGUCCAUCAGACAGGUCUUACAGGCCAUCCCGUGGCAGGAGUACCCGUCCUGGGCAGCAGAUGACUUGGUGGAGCUCCCCGUCAGAGGGCUCUUUGUCGGCCCGGUGGCCGUGGUGGACGGAUACGUCCUCGAAGCUCCACCCUUUGAGGUGUGGGAGAAGAAAGCAGAGCACAGUGACGUUCCUUUAGUCGUCGGGACGACGGAGCAGGAGGUGGACUUCAGCCCUCCAGCUGCAAACAUCUCCAUGUGGACCUGGGGGGACUACCGCUGGUUCGUUACAGAUAAACUUCAGUCCUUCAGUGAGAAUCUGCCCAGAGGGGCGUUGGAGCUGUACCCGAGCUCCGACCUCUGCCCCACCACGGACCGCUGUCCGGAGAGGGCCUACACCACCAUGGUGUCCGACGUCAGGGUCACCUGUCCCAACAACGACCUGGCCUGGAGGGCUGCAGCGGCCCUCGACAGUCCCGUGUAUCGAUACGUGGUGACGUACACGCCGUCGGGACCCGUCAACAUGUCCACCGACCUGCUGCAGUUCCCCAGCCGCUUCUCCUUCCACGGUCUGGACGCCGUGACGUUCUUCGGCAGGCUGGAGUCCGUCCUGGGGAAACCUCUCUCUGACGGAGACAAGAGCUUCCAGGAGCUCAUCACACGCCACCUCGUCACCUUCGCCAAAACAGGUAAGAUGGAGAACGAGUGGCCAGAAUACCCAGCAGCCACUGCUCUCCUGUCCGACCGGCUGACGGCGGUCCAGAACUACUCGGCCGCUCGCUGUCAGCUGUGGAAGGAGAACGGCCUGUACGCGUACGCUUGGGCCAACUGACUGCAGACCGGAGAGAGCGCCACGUUAUUACAUCACUAGACUUUAUUAAAGUCACUGCUUUGUAACAGCGAGGUGACCUCAUGUAGCCACACCUCCGUCUCUGAAGAGUCUGAACACACCGGAAGUCUUGUUGGUUUGAAGUUGCGUUCGAGUUCUCGGUAGCGUUAUGUUACUGUUAUGAAAUAUUACCACUAAAUAUCUCCAGAACUAACAACGGUUAGUUCACCCAAACAACUAAAAAAACAUUUUGUUUUCACAUCUGUCUCCACACCAGAAAAGUGCCUUUCCAGAUGUUCUGGCUAUUCUAACAGUUUUCAUUAGAGCUGUUUUAUAAUGUAGAAAUAGUUUUGGAUCAACACCACCAGAAGUGAGUGAGAAAGUGUUUUUUAUUUUGUAAUUUGGGUGAAGUGAUCCUUUAAGCAGCUGGAGGUCCGGCUGCACAGCGCUGACGUUACUACAUCAAACUGGGAGUUGAGUGAAGGAGGUUGAAGGAUGCCUGUAGACCAAAGUGAUUGACCAUAGAAAUAGAAUAGGAGUAGAACAGACUUUACCAUUCAGAUCACUGUAGCAGGAUGGUCAGAGCGGCGGAUGUUUUUUAUGUAAUUUACGUGUACUGUUUGCGAUGGAUGUAAGAGAACACUUCCGUAUAAACCACACUUGCCAACCUUGAGACCUAAAAAAAAGGGAGGAUUUCAAAACUUGAAAAAAAUGAAGAGUUUCAGAGACUUUGUUUCCUACGUUCUGGUGACUUUUAAACAAAAGUAACUCAGGAAUUUUCAGGAAAGAAAGCUGAAUAAUUCUUUGGGCGCUGCACGCUGUGAUGUGCGGCGAGUGCAGCUCUAGCCAUGUUGUGUCUCGAGCAUCUUCUCUACCGGGAGACGACGUAGGUGUAGCUCUAUUGUCGUCCAAGUGGAAACAGUAGAGAUUAUACACACUGUAGAGCAACAGAAACAGGUUUGGACCUAGUCAAAUGACCACAGCAAACAGUUUAAUGUCCCUUCUACUCCUAUUCUAUUUCUAUGUGAUUGACAGUUUGCUGUACAAUUAAAGAUAAAGAGAAUCAGGAUUUAUGAGGAAAGAAAAAUAGAGUUAUUUUAUACGUCAGGUCAGUGUGAAAUGUGAAGUUUCAACACAACCAGUUCAGUUUCCUGCCAGGUAAAGUUGAGUUAGUGAAUUCAGGGAGGUGGUUUCAGUGAGAAGGGAAGGUGAGAUAGAUCAGUAGCGAUGGAUGUGUUUUAACCUGUGGAUGUGUCGGUGAACUUGUGAAGUCCUGCUGUUUGCACUGAUUCAUAACCUCGAUGCUUGGCCACUAAGUCUUUGCACUUUGCUGUGAACAUGUUUUAUUACGUGAAUAUUUCAUUGCACUCACACUUAUAGUUGGAGCCGACCUGUUGUUUACCUUUUUGUUCCAGAUGUUAAUGAAGCCAACAGUGAGUUUAAAUUCACAAAUAUACACCCAUCUUUGAACUAAAUCGUGUGAGUUCUGUAUUACUUGUUUUAUGCUUUUCAAACAGUAAUUAAGCUCGUUGUAAUGAGCUUUGUUUUGUGUUGAUGCUCUUUAUAUGCUCAAUAAAUUGACACAAGACACGA